Messenger RNA from Myxocyprinus asiaticus (Chinese sucker), 3934 nucleotides. RefSeq names its product ephrin-A3-like. Gene Ontology annotation, molecular function: ephrin receptor binding. NCBI's taxonomy places the organism in Eukaryota, Metazoa, Chordata, Actinopteri, Cypriniformes, Catostomidae. Gene Ontology annotation, cellular component: plasma membrane. The coding region runs from base 581 to 1240 and encodes 219 amino acids. The record is from RefSeq and is a predicted model, not a curated record. The transcript has 5 exons. Gene Ontology annotation, biological process: ephrin receptor signaling pathway; axon guidance.
GCACCCUACCAGAUACGAUACCGCACAACACCAUCACAAACAAAAGAGAAAAUAGUUUUACAUUCAAGGAGCAUGUAAAGCCAGAGCGAGGAGUCUCGAGGCGAUCUGCCGUUGUUUCUGUUGCAUGCGCUCAGCCGUGCUUCUCUCCUCGUCCGCGCUCGCGAGUUUCUUUAGCGCGUAGCCUCUGAUCUGCGCUUCGGGGAGGACGCACUUCCCUGUCCUGCAUUUAAACUGCUACCUUUAUCUUCCCGCUCCAUCCACGGACAUCCAUCAGAAACGCCCGAAGAAAGGGAGUCUCAUAUCCGCUGUAUCGGACCAUUGGAUUUGGGUUGACGCCGUGGGAACAGAGGAGGGGGGUCUUCACCAUGGAUUCUGACUUUUUAAACACAUAAAAACCUACACUUUGAAAAAGCCUGUAAUUAGUUGGUCGCUGCUUCGCGUUAGGUCAGAUCUUUUCCGAUUCUUCUUUACCAUUCGGGAUGUUUCCAGUGCAAAACUGCGUGUGGUGAGAGUAGGCUAUCUUGAAAGACUGGGAAGAAACGCGAGAGAGACGGAGGAGAGAAAGUGAGAUCGAGGGAUUAUGGCUCUCUUCGCGCUCCAUCUCUUUAUUCUGACGUUCACCUGUUCAAACUUUGACCUCGUGAAUGCGGCCAGGCACGCGGUACACUGGAACAGCUCAAACAUACUACUUCGUAAGGAGGGCUACACAGUGCAGGUGAAUGUGAAUGACUAUCUGGAUAUCUACUGUCCUCACUACAACAGUAGUCAGAGGGGCGUGGCUGAGCAGUACGUGCUCUACAUGGUCAGUUAUCGUGGCUACCGAACGUGUGACCCACAGCUGGGCUUCAAACGAUGGGAGUGUAACCGCCCCCACGCACCCCAUGCACCAAUCAAAUUCUCUGAAAAGUUCCAGCGCUACAGCGCCUUUUCGCUCGGCUAUGAGUUUCAUGUUGGCCAGGAGUAUUAUUACAUCUCCACACCCACUCAUCACCACAGCCGCAGCUGCCUGAGACUGAGAGUGUAUGUGUGCUGCUCAACAGCAUCUGAUUCAGAUGAUGAGCCCCAGCCCACAGAGCCAGACUACACUCUAAGACCUAACAUCAAAAUGGAUGACCUUGAUGACUAUGAUAAUCCAGAGGUUCCCAAACUGGAGAAGAGCAUCAGUGGUAGCAGCCCAUCCAGGGAUCGCCUUCUCUUGACCGUUGCGUCACUUUUCUUCAUCACCCUCUCUGUCUCCUAGCAUCCACCUCCAACUGUCGCUACACCAACGAGGCCUUGGGAGAAGGAAGGGUCCAGGGCCAGUGUGUUUGCGAAUAAAGACGUAGGAAAAAACUGGAACACUUCAAAAGCAUUGGAAGUCAAAGAAAAAGAGAUGAUAAACUUGUUUGGAAAGAUGCUACAGCAGCUUGCUGAGUGUUGAGCACCAGCCCACAACUAAACAGUGCUAUUUAUGUCUACAAUAAAAAAAACAGACUAUACUAUUACAAUACUAUUACAGAACUGCAACAUGCAAUGUUGAGAAUUGUGACAUUUCGGUUACAAAAGAUGUACUUUGUGCAUGCAUGAGUGUUUAGGCAUCUUCUGUGCAGACUUUUCCUUCACCCUGAAGGGUUGUUUGCUCCAUUAUCUGUGGAUUGGCAGGUUAAAAGUUUAAGAGCGUCUCAGAUUCUGUUUGAUGAGAACUGAUACCGAGAUAAUAAGUUAACAGUUUGAAAACUCAGAUUACCCUUUAGCCAAACUCGGCAAAAAAAACAAAGCCACUUUUCAUGUAAUGUACUUCCAAGUAUUUGUUUCUCUCUCUGAGUUACUGUUACUAGAGAGAUGUACAAACUGCUGGAUGAUCAUGUAACUGCCAUCAGGGAUGGAACAGCAAUAUUCAUUUGAUGAGUUCAAACAAGUCUGUAAUAGAAGCAGAACAACUCUAAAUCAGCUAAAAAAGAAAACAACUCUAACACUAUUUUUGACUUGGCAUUGACAAGGCUACGAUUUAUAAAACAUUAAAAUCCAAUUACAUCUGAUUCUUAUUUGAACCUAUGGUGAUUCCACAUGAAGGCAAGGCCAGUAACAGGUGAUUCGUUCUUUGAAGCAGAAAAUUAAGAGAGAGAAGCAAUUCUGCAAACAUAAGCGGCAACACAAACGCAUUAAACACAUGAAGAGAAACAGAAGCCAAAUAGUUUUUAUUGUUGUUUUGUUUCCUUCUCCCUUUUGAUAAAAGGUGCUUGCGUGUGUGUGCGUGUAAGUGUGUGUGCAUUAGCCCAGUGAUGCUGGAAAAAUCUCCUCUGGAUGUUCUUUGGAUUUAACGACUAAUACCUUAAACUGGAGAUGGACACCCACACAAACACAGACACUGUACAUAAAAUAGAUGCAUUUAUUUAUAUGCAUUGGGAACAAAUAGACAUUGUGGACGCCUAAUAUGUUCACUCAUUAGUUUGGACCAUGCUGAUUCUCGCUGGAUUCGGAGAACUCCGAAAUGCCAAACCAACUUCGACUGGUUCAUUCCAUUUCAAACCAGUUUCAAUUGUCGCUGCUUGUAUCAGACUUCUUUUGGUGGUGAUCAGCAAGACCAAAUGAAAACUGAUGGUUCCAGUGGUCAUAAUCUGUUUCUAAGGCAACAGUAAUUCAGUGGUGGGUUUUCUAUAAUGCCACACACACACACCUAAGGUACUUGGAGUUCAGCAGGAAAUCGGAAAGACACAUUAAAUAACAGCAAUUACCAACAGCAGUUCUGGUGACACUUUUGCAAAGAGUAAAACAAGCAAACAAGUGCUUUGGGCCAGGUAGUUAUUGUGUUCUUAUAAGCUUUUCAAUAGAUAAACAGCAGCAAAUCUAAUUUAACAACAAGGUCCCAAAUUGAGGCUCUAACAUUUUUUUUAUUUAUUUUUUUUGCAUAGCAACUAGCACCUUAUCAAGAUGGUAACAAGACGAUACCACAGCCCAUGACUGCAACCAGCUCUGCUUUUUGCCAUAGAACUGAACACAUGCAAAUAAUACUGCAUAAACUAGCAAUUGAGUUUGGUUUAUGUACUGUAGAGAUUUUUUUUUUUUAAAACAUAGAGUCAUAAUGGAAGUUUAAUGUUUUAAUAUGGACACCUUUUUUCUCACACCCACAGGCUGUCUCUAACAUAUUGAUGAUUAUUGUAUCAUUCUGCUUUUGCUCUGCAAAUAAUCUAAAUUUUUGUGAAACAUUAUGUCUGCUUUAUAUUGCAUUAUAUGUUUGCACAGUGGUAGCACUGUUCUGGAGCAACUUCUGAACAAAGAAUGGAACACUAACUUGAAUGCUCCGAAUGAUGUGAUGUAAGCAUUUAUACAGACUUGAAUCUACAUUUGGUUUGUUUUUUGACUUUCAUGUUGUCUUUUAAAGGUGUUGGGUUGAGGAUGAGAAGCUUUUGUGUUUAGGUUGGGUUUGCUCAUUGGGUUUUUAGGGGCUGUUCACUUUUCUGCUGGCAUAACGUAAUAUUUCAGAAGAGUUGAUCAGGUAAAGAGAGGGAAGAGUAUCACUCUUCAAAUGUUGCACUUACAAAAACUUGGACACGAGAAUAGUGUGUGUGAGUUUGCAAUUUUAAGAAGUUGUCAUUUGUCUUAAAACAAGCCUAAUCUUUUAAGUGCAUGUGGGAGAAUGAGAGAUAGUAUGAGGUAGAGGACUGUGUGUGUGUGUGUGUGUGUGUGUGUGUGUGUGUGUGUGUGUGUGUGUGUGUGUGUGUGUGUGUGUGUGCGCGCGCACUCGUAUGUUUGAGUAUUGUUUUCCAUUGUUUAGUCUGAGCAUAUUCUGUGUGAUUGGAUGUGUGGAAGUACUGUUUUUGGGGGAAACAACAAAAGCAUUUAUUAGCGUUGGAAACAACCAAUUACAAUUGUGUUUACCUUCGACUUGAAUGAAUAUAAAUAACUUGAAAAAAUAAACUGUAAACUGAACAAACCUUAUUAUAACAAACCUGUA